UCAUAAAUUGGGGGGACUUUUUGCUGGAGGGUCCGCCCCCCCUCCCCCUUAGCUCCGCCCCUGGGGAAAAACAUCCUCACCUUGAUGUGAGCAGCGUUUGCCUGUAGAGGGCGCUGUGGUUGCAGCAGAGUGGCUCUUCUCCUUCACGUGUUGGUUGCUCAUGCGUGUGCGUGGAUCUCCAGCCUCUCUGCGUGACGGUGCCUCGGUGCUCGCCCGCCUGCCGGGGCGGGGCGGGAGCGCGCGGCGUGAGGAUCUCUCCAUGAGGGCGCGCGCGCGUCUCGGACACUGACACUCCAUCAGCGAGCAUGCAGUCCAGCAAGAUGAAAAAGGACGAGUCCUUUCUCGGAAAACUAGGAGGCAGCCUGGUCCGGAAGAAAAAGAAUAAAGAAGUGAGUGAUCUACAUGAGGAGGGGAAGAACGCCAUCAACGCUCCCCUGCUUCCUUCAGGGACGGAAAUUCAUCCGGAAGAUGCUCUGCUGGAAGAAAAUGCAGAGAGGAUCAUGUUGGACCCAAGCUCUCAUGAUAACCCCAAAUUCAAAGACCUUGUAAAGACCCUGACUGAGUGGAUCAACAGUGAGUUGGAGGAGGAGAGGAUCAUAGUCAAAGACUUGGAGGAGGACUGUUAUGAUGGACAAGUCCUCCAGAAGUUGUUUGAAAAGCUGUCGGGCAGGAAGCUGAACGUGGCGGAGGUGACCCAGUCGGAGAUUGGCCAGAAGCAGAAACUCCAGACGGUCUUGGAGGCUGUUAACUCUGUGCUCAGACCUCACGGCUGGACUGUUGAGUGGAGUGUGGAGUCUAUUCAUUCGAAAUACCUGGUGUCAAUCGUUUACCUGCUGGUUGCUCUGGCGAUGCACUUCCAGGCCGCCAUCAGACUUCCAGAACACGUCUCUGUCCAGGUGGUGGUGGUCAAGAAACUUGAAGGCAUCCUGCAAACUGCUGUUCUAACCAAAGAGCUGACCACUACAACAGAAAUGAUGAUGGGAAGAUUUGAGAGGGACGCAUUUGACACACUGCUGGACCAUGCUCCGGAUAAACUUAAUGUAGUGAAAUCGUCACUCAUCACAUUUGUGAACAAACAUCUGAACAAACUGAACCUGGAAGUCACUGAGCUGGAAUCACAGUUUGCUGAUGGAGUGUAUUUGAUUUUACUGAUGGGACUGUUGGAGGACUACUUUGUCCCGCUGUACAACUUCUUCCUCACUCCGGAGAGCUUUGAGCAGAAGGUUCACAAUGUUGCAUUUGCCUUUGAGCUGAUGCAGGAUGGAGGUUUGAUGAAGCCCAAAGCAAGGCCAGAAGAUGUUGUAAACCUCAACCUGAAGGCCACCCUGAGAGUCCUCUACAAUCUGUUCACCAACUACAAAAACUCUGAAUGAACCCCUGAGCUUUAGUGCCGUUCUGACUCCUGUGCCUGAGUCCAUCCUGACGUUCACCUCUGAAAGGUUUGGCUGAGUCGAGACGGAUUAGCGCUCAGAGUGUUGGUUUAUGACUGUCUCUAAAUGUCAGUGUUUAUUUAUUUCAUCCUCUGAGAUUGUCUUCUGUGGAGGAAACUGUGUGACCUUUAGCUCCUCACUGUCACUAAAAGACGGCACUGUAAAGCUGGAAAAUGUCCAAGUGUGAAACUGAAAUUGACAGUACUAUUAAAUCAUUUCCCAGCAGACAUUCUCCUGAUGCAAAGAAGCUGAUCAUUUGAAUUCGUUACUUAUUAUGCAACUGAUAAGAGGCUUGAUAAUCACAUUUACCAGCAAAGCUGGUCACAUUUGUUUUUAUCUAACAGCUCUCAUUUAGAUCAAUCUUUAUUGUCAUUGUCACUGGAACAAUGAGAUUCAACAUUUGUUUUCUUGUCUGUGCAACACUCAGACGUUAAAACCACGCUAAAACCUAUGACUGAAAAUAAGAAAUAAAAAUACAUCGAUUGUGCAUCAAUCGACCGUUAAAAACAAUAAAUUUAAAUACAUUUGUUGUUACAUAAAAGUGAAUUAGUCCUUAAAACAAACCAGGAUACGCAAUUAAUAAUGAAGGAAAAAUGUAUAUAAAGGAAAACAACCCUGUGAUCCCGAAAGGGAUGUAAGAAAAUGGAUGGAUGGAUGAUGGAUGGAUGGAAAACACCACAUGACUACAGACAAUGAAUCAUUGAACAUGUCAAGCAGUCUAGAAGUCAACCAGUUUUAAUUUGAAGAUUUUUUGAAGUCAUGUUUAAGAUAUUUAUUGUCUUUUUGUGAAGUUAUAUUUGAUACUUAACCAUGUUCACAGAAUAAGUGAAUAAUGCAGAAUGUUUCAAUAUUUGGAGCCUUAAAGCAGAAAAUUAAAAGAAAAUGUUAGUUUCAGUUCAAAAAACACAUUAAGUCAGUUCAUCAGACUUUUUUAUUCCAUGUGUGGCUUAUAAUGGACUGGAAUCCUUGUGUGGAUUUUCCCGUUAGAGUCCAGCUCUGACUCUACAACAAAUGAAGCAAGAAUGAAAAUAUUUAAAAACAAAAGCAAACAAACUUGGCAUUCAAAUUUAAAAUCUUUUGAUGGGUCCAGAAAGGGAAGUUGCAAAAAUCAUCUCCUGCAGUCUGUAGAAGUAGACGUCAUGAUGGAAUUUAGUAGUCUGGUUGCCUCGAGCAGGAAUGAUAAAUACAUUUAUAAAGAGAAAACGGUCAAAUUAAGUAUGAACGAAAAUUCUGACUAUAGGAAAAUAAUUUUUUCUGUUUUAACCAGUAAUUGGAUCAAGACAUCUCCCAUCUUCCUGCAACAAGACUGCAUGUUCUGCAUUCAUUAAAAAUCAUUUAUUUGACACAUACAUAAACAUGUUAUACUUCUGAAAUGCUAAAACUCGUGGUUUUCAUGCAAGACAAGCCAUACUUCUCUGAGACACUCAGAGUCUCAGAGAAAUUUUCUAGUACUCAAAUCCUGGUAUGACACAAACCAACAAACUCAAAAAUAGACCUGACAGCUGUCGAGCAGUUCAAUUCUAGCUGCAGUUGGGAAAGUUUCUCCUUUAGAGCCCAUGCCCUGAUCGUCUCUACACACAAACAGAGAAUUGUUUUUAUAAAAAGGGCUCUAUGGUAACCAUUCCUGUCAUUUCUGUGUCACUCAGGAUCCACAUUUGAUGUUGCCUUUGUGCUAUUCUCAGUGGGUUUCAAAUCGAUUUUUAAGUCAUUGCUUUCUUUACUGUGGAACAACUGUUUUGAAAAUGAAGCCAUACAUCCGUGAUGGCCAAACAACCUACCAAAUUACCUUUUUCCUUGUUUACUUUCAUCGUAAUAUCAACAUUUUCUGAGGGGAAAAGAAGUAAGUUGUUGAAAGGGAAAGAUUUGUGUAUUUUUUUCAAAUACUUAUAACAUAAUUUGAUUGGAGUUUAAUCCGGCUUCAAGCUAACAGCUUUAUAUUUGUUGUUGCUGUAGGUUAAGAGAGGAGAAAUGACGUUUUUCCUCAAAGCAAAACCUGUGAUGUCAUCUAACAUGGUCUUGAAAUGCUGUUAUUGAGGAUGUUUUAAUGGUUGCAUGCUGCAAAAAGGCCUCUACCAAAGACAAAAUAAAAGGAUUUUGGUCAAAAAUGCCCACUAAAAA
Messenger RNA from Oryzias latipes (Japanese medaka), 3548 nucleotides. It is a transcript of the gene parvb, whose product is annotated as parvin, beta. Gene Ontology annotation, biological process: substrate adhesion-dependent cell spreading; lamellipodium assembly; establishment or maintenance of cell polarity regulating cell shape. Gene Ontology annotation, molecular function: actin binding. The record is from RefSeq and is a predicted model, not a curated record. Gene Ontology annotation, cellular component: lamellipodium; actin cytoskeleton; focal adhesion. Lineage: Eukaryota; Metazoa; Chordata; Actinopteri; Beloniformes; Adrianichthyidae.